This is a messenger RNA of Trichophyton rubrum CBS 118892, 522 nucleotides long. RefSeq lists its product as uncharacterized. NCBI's taxonomy places the organism in Eukaryota, Fungi, Ascomycota, Eurotiomycetes, Onygenales, Arthrodermataceae. The coding region runs from base 1 to 522 and encodes 173 amino acids. Gene Ontology annotation, cellular component: Ctf18 RFC-like complex. The record is from RefSeq and is a predicted model, not a curated record. The transcript has a single exon. Gene Ontology annotation, biological process: mitotic sister chromatid cohesion.
AUGCCCACAGUUCCGCUUCACAUAUCUCUAUCAAGCAACAGGAAUGGGUGCUCGACAGAGACGGUCACCAACCCACUGCCCCAGCUCCUCCAGACACCAUCCGGUUUAGCCAUUCUAGAGCUCCAAGGGACCAUUAAUCUCCCAGAGAGCGAUGACCAAGAGAUACAAGAUACUAUACCCGAUGUCUCACAGCAUACACGUAAAGUCGAGACACCAAUUGGCCGGAUCAUAUUCGCAGACUACGACCCAGCUGCCGACCCAUCUGACAGAGGUUGGAUGAAGCGUGUGUAUCUUACUGUUGGCCAACAUCAACGUCUAACAGGCGAAGUUAAAAAACUACCGAAGCCUAUAGCGGUCAUCCAAAGGCGAAAAUCGACAGUCCGCGAUGGUACGAGUUCACAAUCUGUGGCACAGGAUGGCAAUAUCCCACCCACCCCGGAUCAGCUAGAGAUCGUGGAGAUCAUAAAGUACAAGCUAAUGUUCUCCUCACGACCCGAGCCUAUCACCAAUGAGGGGUUUUGA